This is a messenger RNA of Quercus robur (English oak), 1784 nucleotides long. Its product is annotated as ran-binding protein M homolog. Gene Ontology annotation, molecular function: protein binding. Gene Ontology annotation, biological process: cytoskeleton organization; cell surface receptor signaling pathway. Lineage: Eukaryota; Viridiplantae; Streptophyta; Magnoliopsida; Fagales; Fagaceae. The transcript is spliced from 10 exons. Gene Ontology annotation, cellular component: cytoplasm. The record is from RefSeq and is a predicted model, not a curated record. The coding region runs from base 124 to 1506 and encodes 460 amino acids.
AACAAAUUUUAACAAAGCAACAACAAAAAAAUAUUCCAAAUCCAAAUCCAAAAUUUUGAUAAAAUUCAAAUUCAUUUCAUUUCUCAAAUUCACAUUUCUAGGGUUUGUUUAUAUCAGAAAACAAUGACGAACAACAAUAGUGGAAGCAAGAACGAGGAGGAGGUGGGGUCGUAUUUCUUGGAGGUGGCGCGUGGGGCGCACAAGAAGAAGGAGGAGGAGAUGGAAGAGGACACGGAAGACGAGGAGUGCCCGACGGAGCUCAACACUAUAAACAGCUCAGGCGGGUUCCUGGUGGUUUCCACCGAUAAGAUUUCGGUGAAGUACCCGAGCGUGAACCUCCACGGCCACGAUGUCGGAGUGGUGCAAGCUAACAAGCCGGCUCCGGUGAAGCGACUCGUUUACUACUUCGAGAUUUACGUCAAGGACUCCGGGGCCAAAGGCCAGAUCGCCAUUGGCUUCACCCCUGACAACUUCAAGAUGCGGAGACAGCCCGGGUGGGAGCCACACAGUUGUGGAUACCAUGGGGAUGAUGGAAUGCUUUAUCGUGGACAAGGAAAGGGAGAGGCUUUUGGCCCAACCUACACAGCUAAUGAUAUAGUUGGUGCUGGAAUUAAUUAUGCUUCACAUGAAUUCUUUUUCACUAAAAAUGGAGCAGUAGUAGGAACAGUGUACAAUGAUGUGAAGGGUUCCUUAUUUCCUACAAUUGCCGUUCACAGCCAAAAUGAGGAGGUCCAUGUCAACUUUGGGCAGAAACCAUUUGCUUUUGAUCUUGAGGAUUUUGAAAAACAAGAGAGGAUGAAGCAACAAAUGACAGUUGAAAAGAUAUCUUUGCCACCAAAUGUCAGUCAUGGAAUUGUACGCUCCUACUUACUACAUUAUGGCUAUGAAGAGACUCUCAACUCAUUUGACAUGGCUAGUAAAACUACUGUGCCUCCUGUCCAUAUAGCUCAAGAGAAUGGCUUUGAUGAGCAGGACAUCAUGUAUGCAUUGAAUGAGAGAAAGACUCUACGACAGCUAAUAAAGAAUGGGGAGAUUGACGCUGUACUUGGUAAACUUCAUGACUGGUAUCCCCAGAUUGUUCAGGAUGAUAAAUCGGCUACCUGCUUUCUGCUUCACUGUCAAAAGUUUAUUGAAUUGGUUCGUGUUGGGGCACUGGAGGAAGCUGUGAAGUAUGGAAGGAUUCAAUUGGCAAAAUUUUUUGGGCUCGCUGGGUUUGAGGAUUUUGUUCAGGAUUGUGUUGCCUUGUUGGCAUAUGAACAACCACGGGAAUCCUCAGUUGGAUACCUGCUUGAAGAUUCACAGCGAGAAGUUGUUGCUGAUGCAGUUAAUGCCAUGAUCUUGUCAAUGAAUCCUAACUUAAAAGAUUCACAUGGUUGCUUGCAAUCUUGUCUUGAGAGGCUACUCAGGCAGCUAACUGCAUGCUGCUUGGAGAGAAGGUCCUUAAAUGGGGAUCAAGGUGAAGCCUUCUAUCUGCACAGAGUACUCAACAUUGGUAAGAAGUGCUAGCUGAUAUGUUUAUCACACCUCUCGUCAUCCCCUUGUUAUAUAGCCAGUUGACCACUACCCCAAACUGUUGCAAGUGAUCAGCUUGGUUUUAGGGUAUGGUAUACUGUACAGAGACUCCCUUGCUACUUAGCUGAUCUGCAAUAAUGCUUCUUGGGAGGAAUGGGAUGUUCUCUAGAUUCAUGUAAGCUUGCAACCUCAAUGAAACAUUUUAAUUGAAUUGAAUUGAAUGGUGGUUUGAAUCUUAAAUUGAUAGAUUAUCCGGAAGGUCUUUUGUAUUA